Messenger RNA from Saccharomyces mikatae IFO 1815, 1362 nucleotides. RefSeq names its product Sly41p (gene SLY41). Bases 1 to 1362 code for a protein of 453 amino acids. Gene Ontology annotation, biological process: phosphoenolpyruvate transmembrane import into Golgi lumen. The record is from RefSeq and is a predicted model, not a curated record. Gene Ontology annotation, molecular function: antiporter activity; phosphoenolpyruvate transmembrane transporter activity. NCBI's taxonomy places the organism in Eukaryota, Fungi, Ascomycota, Saccharomycetes, Saccharomycetales, Saccharomycetaceae. The transcript has a single exon. Gene Ontology annotation, cellular component: membrane; endoplasmic reticulum; Golgi apparatus.
AUGAUUCAAACACAAAGUAGUGCGAUUAAACGGCGUAACUCCGUCCAUAGAAACCUUUUUGACCCAUCGUUGUAUCAGAUACCAGAACCACCACGUGGGAGUUUCCAACAUCAGAAGAAUGAAUAUAGUAGAGAGACAUCUGGUCAUCGCGUUUUUGAAAAAGGUUAUACUAGCUUCAAAAAUAGUUUCAUACAACUGUUUCCUAGCAGUAUACGAGGAUACCUACCUGAAGUCGAUUUGAGAGUCACUAUAAUCUGUUUCAUAUGGUACGUCACAUCCUCUAUCUCAAGUAACCUGUCCAAGACUAUUUUAAGAACUUUUAAUCAUCCAAUAGCCCUCACAGAACUGCAAUUUUUUGUCAGUGGUAUAUUAUGUGUCGGUUUUGCUUCUAUGGUAAACUUAUUUCGACUACCUCGUUUGAAGCAUACGAAGUUUUCGAAGGCACUGAAUAGUUUCCCUGAUGGGAUUCUUCCAGAAUAUUUAGAUGGUGAUUUCCAUAAUUCCAUUCUGCGUAAGUUUUUGGUUCCGUCAAAACUGGUUUUAUUGACUACAUUUCCUAUGGGAAUAUUUCAGUUCGUUGGGCAUAUCACGUCGCAUAAGGCAAUAUCGAUGAUUCCUGUAUCACUAGUACAUUCUGUGAAGGCACUCUCCCCGAUAAUAACCGUUGGAUACUAUAAGUUUUUUGAACAUCGCUAUUACAAUGCCAUGACAUAUUAUACCCUGUUACUUCUAAUUUUUGGCGUUAUGAUUACUUGUUGGUCAACCCAUGGCCGUAAGGGGAUUUCAGACAAAAGGAGUGGCUCUUUAUUUAUUGGGUUACUUUUCGCAUUCAUUUCCAUGAUUAUCUUUGUAACACAGAAUAUUUUUGCCAAAAGUAUCCUAACCAUCAGGAGGAGGGUAGGAAUACUACCUUCCUCGUCUACAGAGGACGUUACAAAGAAGAAGGAGCUAUCCAGUCUGGACAAAACAAGAUACUCGCCAUUGCAAGUAGAUAAGAUUACCAUAUUAUUUUACUGCUCGUGCAUUGGGUUUUCAUUAACCCUAUUCCCUUUUUUAACUGGUGAGCUGGUACAUGGUGGUAGUGUUAUCAAUGAUUUAACAUUAAGAACGAUAUGUCUUGUAGUGAUCCAUGGUAUAGCACAUUUCUUCCAGGCUAUGCUUGCUUUCCAGUUGAUCGGGUUACUGUCUUCCAUUAACUAUUCGGUAGCAAACAUCAUGAAAAGGAUCGUCGUCAUAUCCGUUGCAAUUUUUUGGGAAACAAAUGUAAACUUCACGCAAAUUUUUGGCGUUAUCUUGACAAUUGCCGGGUUGUACGGUUAUGAUCAAUGGGGGCUUUCCAGAAAGGAAGGCACACAAGCAUAA